AUGGAUAUCCUCGUCUCUGCAAUCGUAGGCGACCUCAUCAGCAGGUCAGCUUCGUUCGUGAUCAGCAAAUACUUCCAGCAGCAGCCUGGCAUCGACCGGAUUCUGCGGAGGCUACAGAGUGUCCUACUGAGAAUCGACAUCAUCGUCGAGGAGGCCGAGGCGCGGGACAUCACCAACCAGGGGAUGCUCCGUCAGCUCAAGAUGUUGAGGCAAGGAAUGUACAGAGGCCGCUACGUUCUCGAUGCCUUGAGCUUCCAAGCUUCCCUCGACGAGAAGGAGGGGGAGGAGGAGAUGAGCCACUCCUCAUCUGCACUGUCUAAAGGCAGUUCAAUCAAACGCCUUCGUUUCUCUCACACACGUUGUGGUAGCAGCAACAGAGAAGCAGUGUUGUUCGGCACGAACAACAUGCGAGAAGAGCUGCAACGGAUGGUGGACACCCUUGAAGACACCGUGGCUGGUAUGAAGGAGUUUCUUUUCUUCUUGGAGUUAUAUCCUCGCAUCCUCCGCCAACCUUAUGGCACGUAUCUGCUGUUGGACAACUGCAUGUUUGGUCGCCAAACAGAACGGGAACGGGUCCUAAAUUUCUUGAUGUGUCCUACUCAAGAUUUGGCUGUACUUCCGAUCGUUGGUCCAAUAAGAGUAGGGAAGAGCACUCUUGUUGAGAAUGUCUGUAGGGAUGAGAGUGUGCGUGAUCGCUUCUCGAUGAUCCUCUUCUUUCCAAAAGGAAGUCUUAAGGAUGAAGGAGUGAUCAACCUGAGAGAAAACAAUAUUAAAUUCAGGCAUCAGAAUUUUGCUUCUCGAAACAGGUUGCUGAUUAUUAUUGAACUAGCCAAGGAUAUUAACGAGGAAACAUGGAGAAGUCUGAAAUCUUCCGUAACCUGCAUGACACCUUGUGGCGGGAGCAAAAUCAUAAUUACCAGUCGGUCAGAUAGAAUUGUGAAUCUGGGAACAACGGGAGCACUUCGACUGGACUAUAUCUCUCAAGAAGCUUAUUGGCAUUUUUUCAAGUCAAUUGCAUUUGGAAGCAUAAAUCCUGGCGAGCAUCCAAAACUGGCAACUAUGGCUAUGGAGAUCGCUUUGGAACAGAGACAGUGUUUCACAAGCGCGCAUGUUGUUGCUGGGUUACUGCAACAGAACUUCAAUGCUCAAUUCUGGUGCGCAGUUCUUGAAUGUGUACGAGCAAGUAAACAGGCAAAUCUCCUUAUGUUUGACCAUAACCCGUACCUUCGUUUGCGGGAAGAUGCACCAGUGUAUUGUUGGAGAUUGGUGAAGAGCCACAGAUAUUUCAUGCUUUGCAACUAUCAUCAGUCAGAUUCCAGUGAGAAUGUCCCUAAGAUCAAUCUGCGGGACAUUCUCUUAGGAUGUGGUGGUACACUACCCUGUGGAGAAUUUGAGGCUCUUGCAUGGAGGUCUCGCAUACCGCCCUACUACAACUACACAAUAAGCUGUAACAUGCAAGCACCAGAACUUACCGUGGGAAGGAAGAAGCGUGUGCAUCAAGAGGAAGAACAUUUUAUUUGA
This is a messenger RNA of Triticum turgidum subsp. durum (durum wheat), 1521 nucleotides long. NCBI's taxonomy places the organism in Eukaryota, Viridiplantae, Streptophyta, Magnoliopsida, Poales, Poaceae. The record is from the annotation of a GenBank genome assembly.